AUGCUCCAGUACGUCAACCAGUCACUCUGGGUUGAAGGUCAGCCGAUUUGGAUCUCUAGCUGGACUCACAAGACCGGCUUCAUCAGCACGUGGGGCGAUGUCAUUGACAACACGUUCCAGACGGCUGGCAAGUCGGCCUUCGAGAUGGCCUUGAUGGACAAUGACGAAGAGGACAUUUUCAUGCUCGCCGUCAAAGGCGUGGUCUUGGACCACAUAGGCACCCUGGGAGCAGAUCUGCGGGAAGCAAACGAAGUGCUCGAUGGAGUCACCCUGGAUGACAUACCUGUUGACACCGUGCGAGCUCAACUCAUGGAGCCUUUCGAGCUGAUGCGAAGCGUCACAUGGCCUCCAAGAUGCUACCACACGUGGGAGAGCUGGAACGCUGCGCACCUGGCUACGCUGAGAGCCGGCAAAGAACGCGGCGGAGAUGCUUUUACGGAAGAGUUUGGUCGCUUCAGCUUCGACGACUGCUGCCGCAUCAUCAUGAAUCGGCACCGCUGGCUGCGGAGAACAGGACCCGACGCGCACGUUUUCGCCGACUUCAACUACUCCAUGAUCACCACCCUCAGUCACCUGAACGGCUGCACCAACUGGUCGCGGAUAACCGUCACGCAGUGUGGCCUGCUCGGGCGAGUUCCGCAUGGCACGCAGCAAGGUGAUGUUGUUGCGCUGUUUGCUGGUGCGCAGGUCCCUUUCGUUCUGCGACCUCCUGGGGAGCCGGAGACGGGGUUCAAAGUGGUCGGACCGUGCUAUGUGCAUGGAGUGAUGCAGGGAGAGCUUUCUCACGUCCUCACGGAGGAGAAUAUGGUACCUUUUGUGCUUGGUUGA
Saxophila tyrrhenica is the source of this 828-nucleotide messenger RNA. RefSeq lists its product as uncharacterized. The record is from RefSeq and is a predicted model, not a curated record. The transcript is spliced from 2 exons. Lineage: Eukaryota; Fungi; Ascomycota; Dothideomycetes; Mycosphaerellales; Extremaceae. Bases 1 to 828 code for a protein of 275 amino acids.